Molecule: messenger RNA, 681 nt
Organism: Corylus avellana
Lineage: Eukaryota; Viridiplantae; Streptophyta; Magnoliopsida; Fagales; Betulaceae
Source: RefSeq, a predicted model, not a curated record
AUGAAAGGGUUUCCUAAUUACCUUGUAGCUUUGGCACUCAUGGCUUUGGCAUGUUCCAUUGCCUCUGCCUAUGACCCGGCUCCUCUGCAAGACUUUUGUGUUGCAGCUAACUCUUCCACUGAUGCUGUAUUUGUGAAUGGAAAGUUCUGCAAGGACCCAAAGCUUGUCACGGCCAAUGAUUUCUUCUUUCAAGGUCUAAACAUUCCUAGAAGCACUACAAAUCAACAAGGGUUGAAUAUUGUCACUGUUUUGACUGUAGACAAAAUACAAGGCCUUAAUACAUUAGGCGUAUCCUUGGCUCGCAUUGACUUUGCACCAAAUGGCUUGAAUCCUCCCCAUAUUCACCCUCAUGCCACUGAGAUAUUUGUAGUCGUAAAGGGUACCCUGUAUGUUGGCUUUGUUACAUCCAACCCAAAUAACCGCCUUUUCACGAAGGUUUUAAAUGCGGGAGACAUCUUCGUGUUCCCAAUUGGUCUCAUUCACUUCCAGUUCAAUGUAGGAAGUACUGACGCUCUUGCCUUUUUCGGUCUUGGUAGCCAGAAUCCAGGUCGUAUUACCAUAGCAGACACAAUAUUUGGAUCUAAUCUUCUCAUCAAUGCUGAUGUUCUCACCAAAGCCUUCCAAUUGGACAAGAAUGUGGUUAACUAUCUUCAAAAACAGUUUUCUUCCAACAACAUUUAG